Betta splendens (Siamese fighting fish) is the source of this 4211-nucleotide messenger RNA. It is a transcript of the gene sugct, whose product is annotated as succinyl-CoA:glutarate-CoA transferase. Lineage: Eukaryota; Metazoa; Chordata; Actinopteri; Anabantiformes; Osphronemidae. Gene Ontology annotation, molecular function: catalytic activity. The transcript has 13 exons. Bases 516 to 1844 code for a protein of 442 amino acids. The record is from RefSeq and is a predicted model, not a curated record.
AAACAGGCCUCAAACUGGUAAGAAAACCCUACUGUUGUGGGCAUUACAGUAUGAAAAAUCCAUCAUUCAGUAUUUGAGGCUAACGCAUCCCUAGCAUAUUCACAGCAGGGAGAAACCGUACUUGUGUGGUGACCGCGGUUAAAAAUACUAAACAGUGAGCUGAUCUUGUCACGUCAUUAAUUUACGUCAUCAACUGUGGUGUGAAUGAACAUCAUUUGCGUUCCUCUAAAAUUUACUGGACUUGGGUUUACAGACCUGAAGUCGGUAUCAGUCACACUUUAUAUUUCGGUUUAGCCUGAGCCUUGUUCCAAGUAAGAAGUAAAUAAAACCAUUGAGCACCUACUGGUGAACAUGGCCACACAUAUCUGAAGUGACUGUCCAGACAGUCAUAUGUUUAGUUAUCAGGCUGCAGUGGAGAAUGCUACUGAAACUCUGGGGAUUAAAAGUUCAGAGCCUCUGACUGGAAGUUUAAAAGUCAAAAAGACAAUGUAUUGAUUGGUAUUCAAUUUAAAUGCAUGUUUUCGGACUUACAUCCAAAAUUCACGUCGGACUUUACUUUGAAAGGUGCCGACCGGAAGUGUUGCCGUUGUGAAUUGACGCCAACAGGUGUGAAGAUGUCGGCCGCUUUCAGAGAGUUAAGUGCGCGUUUCCCAGCUCUUUCUCCGGUUGGGUUGAUUUCGCUGCCACAGAUGAAUCAUCCGGUGAAAUGUUUCUCCGUUGGACGCUGGAUGUCACACACACAAACAGGAUCUAACGUCCGACCACUGGAGGGCGUCAGAGUCUUGGACUUGACGAGAGUCCUGGCCGGGCCCUUCGCCACCAUGAUCCUGGGGGAUCUGGGAGCAGAGGUGAUCAAAGUGGAGAGACCAGGAGCAGGAGAUGACACCCGAGGCUGGGGUCCUCCGUUCGUCGCCUCCCAGAGCCUUUACUACCUCAGUGUCAACCGCAACAAGAAAAGCAUUGCUGUGGACCUGAAGCAUCCCAGAGGAGCCGCUGUCAUCCAGGAGCUCGCGAGAGUGUGCGAUGUGCUGAUAGAGAACUACAUACCGGGGAAACUCCAGCACAUGGGCUUUGGGUACGAGCAGCUGAGCCAAGUCAACCCACAGCUCAUCUACUGCUCCAUCUCAGGUUAUGGACAGACUGGACCUCGGUCCCAGAGUCCAGGCUACGACUCCAUCGCCUCCGCAGUGUCAGGGAUGAUGCACAUCACCGGGCCGGAGAAUGGCGAGCCCGUACGUCCAGGCGUCGCUAUGACAGACCUGGCCACUGGGCUGUACGCGCACGGAGCCGUCAUGGCCGCCCUGCUGCAGCGUCAUAGGACGGGUAGAGGACUUCACAUUGACUGCAACUUGCUGUCGUCUCAGGUUUCCUGCCUCAGCCACAUCGCCGCCAACUACCUGAACGCAGGGCAGGAGGCGAGGCGCUGGGGGACGGCCCACGAGAGCAUCGUUCCCUACCAGGCCUUCAGAACCAAAGACGGCGCCAUUGUGGUGGCAGCGACCAACAACAGGCAGUUCGUCCAAGUGUGUGAGGUUCUGGAACUGAUGACACUCACAGAGCAUCCAAACUACAAAUCCAACAAGCUGCGAGUUCAGCACCGCAAACAGCUGCUGCACACACUGUCCCAAAGGUUCGUGCAGAGGGACACGGCGGAUUGGCUGCAGAGAUUUGAGGGUUCAGGCGUUCCCGUGGGUCCCAUCAACAGCAUCCAGGAGGUUUUCGCUGAUCCACAGGUUUCAGCCUGUAGUGCACAGAGUAGUACCCACUGCUCUUUCUCGUGUCCACCCUGGAGCACCGUCCACCUGCUGCAGUCAGACCUGGAGCUUCCAGCCUGCAGCUCCUAGUGAAAGCUGGUGAUUCUUCGUCCAGGGUGUGAAUGUGAUACGGUAUUUUGGGUCAGUUGUGAUCAUUUGUGUCGGUGGUUCCUGAGGUCUCCUCUUUAAGCAACGCUGUGUCGCUUUCUGUCAGACUGAGCUCAGCCCCCACAUGCUUCAUGAACUCAUUACCGGUGCCUGUUGCCCCUGAACGGCUCCUGCUGUGCUGCUGAACACCUGGAGUUCAGCUGUGACACAAGCAGCCAGCGCUCGUCCACAUGGGGAACGCUUCCAUCAAUAUAUACACGUUCCACAUGCCACACUUUAAACACACACAGACUCACAGUUACACAGACACGCUCACACAGGUGCUUGUGUGUCACAACAUCAAUAGCCACCUUCAUAAUAUGAAGAGAGGACAUCACAGCAGAGUUCUCGUGUGGCAGCAGAACCGGGAGACAGACCAGAGCACGUUUAUGAUGAGCAUCUGUUGGAAGCUGAAGGUCGUUUCCAGCAGAUUCUUUCUUUAUUGCUAGACUGGAUCAGAAUGAAACUCAGGAACCUGGGGGAUGAAUGCAUUUUGGUGGCAGAAGGUGGAUUUAGUCCUGUCAACCAGUGUAAAGAAGGUGGAGGAGACUUCACAGUAGCAGCAGGGGGGUGUCACCAGGAUAAACUCCAAAUGGAAAACAGGUUUGCUGUCUGGACACACAAUAGCAAAAACAGAUACAGUAACGAGCAGUGAAAGACAGAGGAGUAACAACCAAGUCUGCAUCAGAUUUAGUUCAACUGAAAAUGCUUCACGUUCUACAACACAAGACGUCUACAACACUGCUGUUUCAACAUAUUGUUCCCACUGCCUACUUUUAUUGAUGCCGUUUAGUGCUUGACUUAUUUCUCUGCUGACUCUGACCAGAGCUGAACUGUGGCUCCCACAUCAGAGGGGGGCUUCAUCCUCAGCUCUCAUCUGGAUUCCACAGAUUCCACAGAUGAGGCUUUGAGGGACAGCGUCCACAUGGAUCAUCACCUCAUGUCUUCAUUGUAGUGGGUCGUGUUUCUUACACCUUUUCUUGAAAUCUCACUUUUUCUAUAGUCGUGAGCUGCGGAGCCUUUAAACCCUAAUCAGCUUCACAUUCAUAUGAUACAUGGAUCUCAAAGUCUGCUUUGUGAUGCAUCACAGCUUUGCUCUUUAAAGUUAGAAAUAAACAUUCCUCUAACUGAGAUACAUUUACGUAAAGAGCAUUAUUCAUGUGAUGAGCUGAAAUUAUGAGAAGCCAAAUCAGCGGGGACCUUUACCAUCCAGGCUGCAGCUUUACAUAACACAUCCAAAAACCCCAUUAAGUGCUUUUAUGAGCCCGUAUAUAGAAGAAGAACUUCACAGGAAGGAAACGCUGCUUUGAUUGUCGAGGUCAAACUGAGAGCAGCAGGUUCACACAAACACACCAGCAUAUAUGUGGAGCGGCUGCUCAUCCUCUGCAUCCUGCUCUCCUUGAUGUUGCUGUAACAUGAUGUAACGGCGGCCUGUAUAGCUCCCAUGAGUGCUGCUUAGUCAACUUAAUGGACUGCCACAGCCAGCUUCAAAGACUCGCCAGCAGGGAGUGAAGAGAGAACAGACGACGGAGGUAGACGAGGUGUAAAAAUAGCUGGAGGAGCUGAGAUGAAGGUGAGGAUGCAGCAGUGGCAGAAGGUUUUAAAACCUGCCACCGAUGAUCCGGGUCUGGUCCAGUCAGGCCCUCUGCUUCAUACAGUUCCAGAGCGUAAAUCCUCUAACGUGGACAGUGCAGUCAUUCAUCAUGCUCACGCUGAUCCCCUGCUCACCUGUCGAUGGGAACCCACCAGGGCUCAGCUGAACUGAUCGUCGGCCUCUUACGUCAGUUAACGGGUCAUAUAUGAAAAUGCAUCCUGAAUGUGCAGGUUCUGGUGAACCUCCUGAUAGCGUUCAUGCUCUCCUGAUGAUGUGCACCAAGUGGAUCCCAAUUACACAUGCAGGUGUGGUCACCAGGCACAGACCCCGUCACCGUGGUGCUACAUCACAGCUGUGACACAGAUUCAUCCUCUGGGGCCAUGAAUGAAAAGUCCUCAGUGAUCAUCACACAAAUUACUGUUAAGGCCACAACACAGAGCGAAGCCACGGAUUUACGUGAGCCCAUAGUUUGGUGAUUUGUGUCUUCACACAAAUGGAUGUGCAGCCGAAGUUUAUAGUCUAAUGGAGCAGUUUCAUGAUUAAAGGCAAAAGACUUCAACACUACAUAAAACUGCAUUCAUCCAGCGCCACACAGGAACUUUUACCAUUUCCUGUUUCUUCCUCACUGGUUUUAAUUUACAAACCAUUUGUUCCAGUUUUGUUCUUUGUUUUAUUGUUUGUGAGAAAACUGCUGGUAAAUAAAACAUGAAGUUCAA